CGCAGCGCAGCGCAGCGCGCCCCGCCGGGCCGGGCCGGGCCGCCGCCAUGUCCCCCGCCAUCGCGGCCAAGGAGGGCGGGCGGCAGCGGCGGGCCGGCAGCCACCACCACUGCGUGGACGUGAGGAGCGAGGCGCCGCCCGCGCCGCGGCUCUGCGGUGACGGGCGGCCGCGCGGGCAGCCCGAGGCCGAGGCGGCGCCGUUGCUGCUGCUGCCGCCGUCGGAGGCCGCCGGGCCGCGCGGCUGCCGCGCCGAGCUGGGCAGCAUCCUGCUGCUGCUGGUGCUGUACGUGCUGCAGGGCAUCCCGCUGGGGCUGGCGGGCAGCGUGCCGCUCAUCCUGCAGAGCAAGAGCGCCAGCUACACCGACCAGGCCUUCUUCAGCUUCGUCUUCUGGCCCUUCAGCCUCAAGCUGCUCUGGGCGCCCUUGGUGGACGCCGUCUACGUGCGGCGCUUCGGGCGCCGCAAGUCCUGGCUGGUGCCCACGCAGUACGUCCUGGGGCUCUUCAUGCUCUACCUGUCCACGCGGGUGGACCUGCUGCUGGGCGACGGGGACGGCCGCGGCCCCGACGUGGUGGCCCUCACCGUGGCUUUCUUCCUCUUCGAGUUCCUGGCGGCCACGCAGGACAUCGCCGUGGACGGCUGGGCGCUGACCAUGCUGUCGCGGGAGAACGUGGGCUACGCCUCCACCUGCAACUCCGUGGGGCAGACGGCCGGCUACUUCCUGGGCAACGUGCUCUUCCUCGCCCUCGAGUCGGCCGCCUUCUGCAACAAGUACUUGCGCUCCCAGCCCCAGCCCCGGGGCAUCGUCACCCUCGCAGAUUUCCUUUUUUUCUGGGGAGCUGUCUUUUUAAUUACCACUACACUGGUUGCCCUUUUGAAAAAGGAAAACAAAGAAUUAACACCAACGAAAGAAGAGACCAAAGGUAUCACUGAUACGUACAGGCUGCUCUUCUCAAUAAUCAAGAUGCCAGCGGUUCUCACUUUCUGUCUCUUGAUUCUCACAGCAAAAGUUGGAUUUUCAGCAGCAGAUGCUGUAACAGGACUCAAAUUGGUGGAAGAGGGAGUACCUAAAGAGCACUUAGCUCUGCUAGCAGUUCCAAUGGUUCCUUUACAGAUAAUAUUGCCUCUGAUUAUCAGCAAAUACACAGCAGGCCCCCAGCCACUGAACACAUUUUACAAAGCUAUGCCUUUUAGGUUACUGUUUGGACUGGAAUUUGCUUUUUUGGUGUGGUGGACUCCUAAAGUAAAACACGAAGGAGGAUUUCCCAUAUACUACUAUAUUGUAGUAUUGUUGAGUUAUGCUUUGCAUCAGAUUACACUGUAUAGCAUGUACGUUGCAAUAAUGGCCUUCAAUGCCAAAGUUAGUGAUCCACUGAUUGGAGGAACCUACAUGACGCUUCUGAAUACUGUGUCGAAUCUGGGAGGGAACUGGCCUUCCACUGUUGCACUCUGGCUUGUGGAUCCACUCACGGUGAAGGAAUGUGUAGGGGCUCAGGAGCAGACCUGUGGAACUACAGUUGCUGCAGAACUCUGCACAAAAGCUGGUGGUUCCUGUGUUACUACCUUGGACGGUUACUAUGUGGAAUCUGUCAUCUGUGUCAUUCUGGGAUUUGGCUGGUGGUUCCUACUUGGGCCAAAAUUUAAAAAGCUGCAGGAUGAAGGACAGUCUUCAUGGAAGUGCAAGAGGACCAACUGAUGCAAUUUAAAUACUGGAUGGACUAGCAAGGUUGUUUUAGUUUUAUUACAAAGACAUAUCCCAUAAUCAAUAAACAGGAAUAUAGGUAUUUUUAAAUGCCAAAUCGCUGAAAAAUGGGUGGCCAAGACAGUGGUAUGUGUACCACUUGCCUUCCCAAUAUGAAAACGUAUGUUCAGAAGGUAAUUAUGAAAAGAAUGGCACCUAUGUACUACAUAAUGCCUGGGCUGUAGCUUCAGAGCCGUGGUUGCUGAUACAACCAACAUCCGAAUUUCCGUUUAGUAACUAUGGAGGAGUUAAUUGUGCCAUGUGUAUCUGAACAGCAGCAUUGUCAGCUAAGUUCCAGCUCUUAAUUUUCAAAGAGAAGUGAUCUGGCACAGUGAGUUGACCUGGGGAAGGAUGUCAGAGGCAUUUUGACUUACUGGUUAAGUGUGUUAUAAUACAAGAUUCAUCGUGGGAAGAUAAAGUAUCUGUGGCUUUUUUCUUCUCGCUUUAUGGACUGUAAACACACUUCAAAGGAUGAAAUAAUGUUUCAAGAUUCUUUUAAAUGUAUUUUCUGGCUUUUAUAAGCUUUAAAGAUUUAUAAGAAAAUAUUUUUAUAAACAAAAUUACACUUAAUUUAUUUCCUCUGUUUCAAAGCAUUUUGAUUUACAUUCAGGAUAAACUUUGAAGAAAAAAAUGACGUAGGGUAGGACUUAAUUUAAGAGUAACGCACAAUACUCUGAGCCUUGAGUCCUGAAGAGGCAAACUGGGCAGUGUAGCAGCUAGCGCACAAAACACCAGCUUCAAAAAGAGUGGGCAUGCCGUUGUCCAGGAGGCACUUGUUGUUUUGAGGGCAUGAGGUGAUAUUGUUCGUUCCCAUAUGUCGCUAAUAUUUGAGCACUCAAAGACGAAUGGAAAAAAAAAAAGCGUAUAUUCGCAGCCUGGGAUAAGAAAAGAUGAUCAGUGCCUUCGGAAGUAAUUUGGUGAUGACAAGCUUGCCAAACUCCCAGUGAGCUGGUGUACAACUCACCGGUACAUGAAGCAAACAGGCUACGUCCUAUGGUAGAGCUGCUACAGAAGUUAAUUCCUGAUGCUGUAUGGUGGAAACUUCCCUGUUGCAUCUAUCAGAAAUGACCGACCUCCCUCCCGAGUGCCUUAGUGAUGUAAGGCAGACUGUACGCCUAGAGAAGGGGCACUGAUAUAUUCUGUUGGAUGGUAUGGUACAUCGUUAUUAAAAAAAGAAGAAUCUUAAAAAUACCUUGGAAAGGUAGAAAUAACGUUCACUUCUUUUCUCUCUUUCUUUGACAAUAUUGAAAGUAUUGCAUCCUGAGCUUUAUGUUCCAAACUGUAAGGGGAGUUUUGUGGGUCUUUCGUUAGUGCAUGUUUUAGAGAAAAGUGAACUGGUAAUAACUCGUGACUGGCUGGAGGAGACAUAGGGGUGUAUAGGAAGUGCCGACAUGACUUAAGGAGUAAGGUGUCCAGAAGAGAAGAGUGUGAUACAGUGCUUGUUUGAGUACCAAAGGCUGUUCCUCUUCUUCUUCCCCUCUUAGUCACACCCCUCAGAGCAAAACUGAGCUGCAAACUUUCCCCAGCUGUGAUCCGUGGUAGCAGGGUAGCAACAAUGUGCUUUUGUUUUUGUUUUGUGUUUUUGUUUUAAACAAUUUUAAAAACUAGCUAGAAGCACAGUUUUCACACUAAGCACUUUUGCUCCCCAAACUACAAGUCAUCUUUCAAUUAAGUUAUUUCUGUCCCCUGGAUAAGCACAGAAAGAAUAUAUCAAACUUGUAGUCAAACAUAGAUACAUAUUUUCAGUCAUAGCCAGAUCAUCACCACUGGAUUAAGUAUGUAUAAUAUACCUAAAUUCUGACUUUGCAACCACCUGCCACUUAUUUUAAUAGAAUCUUGUCCACACUUGGAAAUUUUUUGACUUUGCUGACUUCAAGGAAAAACUUAUAGACUGCAGAAUAUGGGAAAUCAAAUUCAUAGAUAUUUUACAGUUGGCUUCUACACUGUAGUUUUGUUUUACUGUUUCUGAAUGUGCCAACGUGACUCAUUAUUAAUAAAAGAUGCAUUGGAGUUGCUUGAUAGAUGAAUCUGGCAAUAUCAAAAUUAAAUCCAAAAUCAUAAAUUGUGUAACUGUUUCCUCUUUCAAACUGGAGAAACUUAGUUUUUAAUCUAUCAGUAUUGCUGUUUUAUAACACAAGUCAGAAAUGCUACAACUAUACCAGCAGCUUGCUAAAAUGAACCAGUAGACUGUCUUUUUUUUUCCACUUACCUUUUUUUUUUUUUUAAGUGAAAUUAUUUCUCCUUUUGAAGGGUUAGGAUUAUUGUAGACUUGAAUAGUUUAACAUCAGAAAACUUGAUCUCUAGUUUGAGAGUCUCCUGUUAAAGUAGGAACUGGAGGAAAUGAAUCGUACUAAGUACUGCUAUAGAUAGUUUAAUUACUCUGGGGACUUUGUGGCCUUGCACAAACCUGGACUUCUCCCCGAUACAUUCAGAGAGGGGGGACUUCAGGAGUGCAUAAUGCUUAAAUGGUUGUGUAGCCGAGUUCCUUCUCUGACCUCGGUUCAGCGUCAGGAGGGAGUGUGGUGCUCCAGCUCUGCUGAUACAGUAACUAACCACCACUAAACAUGUGGUCCUGCUGCCCUCUGCUCCCUGGCCACAUCCUCCAUCAGUUUACCUUCCUGCCCUGGCCCGUUGAGCCUGCUGUGUGUUGCUGCUGGAAAAAGGGUAAUGGUGGAAAUUGCUUUUCUUAAGUAAAGGGUUUUUCCUGAUCUAAACUCCGGAGCAGGAUCACUGUGGAGUGCGUGAAAGCCCAGGGGAGAGGGUGGGAAUGUGGCGUCGGGGCAGAGGCAGGAGCACUGUCAGUGGCCGUCAGACUUGGCACUUGCACACACAAAAGUCGUCAUCGCCUGCCCUCUCGAGCAUGAUCUGCUGGUGUUUCCCAAGACUUGCUUAAGAGGCAACUGCUGUUUCUCCAACACUCAAUCCUGUAAUUGCAGUGCCCAGAAAGGGCACGUGUAAGGCAGGGGUCGCGAGUUGCAUCAAGUGGAAGUGCCCAGCUGCUGCUGCUGCUGCUCCUGCCGGCUGCGUCGCGUCGCGGGAGGAAGCGGCUGAGGACUGCCCGGGCCCGAGGAACGCUCCUCCUGCAUCUUAUGGUGCUGUCAAUCUGAUAUCCACCGCAACAUCCUAAAGUUCUUGUUUUAAAUACUAACUCUAUGUUUUGUCUUUGUUACGGGCAUUGCAAUAUCUAUUAGUGCUAAUUGUCAGCUGUUCUUGGUUUUCCAUAAGGUUGUUAUGUUUCAUUGUCCUCUAGAAUCUUUUCAAUGUAAUUUCACGAUUAUAAACACUAUAUUAAACGGUCUAAUACGA
Messenger RNA from Dromaius novaehollandiae (emu), 5045 nucleotides. RefSeq names its product solute carrier family 33 member 1 (gene SLC33A1). Lineage: Eukaryota; Metazoa; Chordata; Aves; Casuariiformes; Dromaiidae. The transcript is spliced from 6 exons. Gene Ontology annotation, cellular component: membrane. Bases 48 to 1694 code for a protein of 548 amino acids. The record is from RefSeq and is a predicted model, not a curated record. Gene Ontology annotation, molecular function: acetyl-CoA transmembrane transporter activity.